CCCUGACUUGGACACGUUGUAGGAUCGGCAAACACUUUGUCGGCGGCGGCUUCUUUUCCACCGGAAUUGCACGGGUAAACAGCGGUCCGGUGUAGUAUUAAAUUUUGUAAUUUGUACAGUGUCCACCAUGGUCCGGUCGGUGUUUGUAAUUUUGCUGCUGGCCCUUGCGACGAGGGCCGACGAGGAAAUCAAGUCGGAGGACGGCGUGCUCGUGCUCAACAAAGACAACUUCAAGAAGGCGGUCGCCGACAACGAGUUCAUCCUCGUUGAAUUUUACGCCCCAUGGUGCGGUCACUGCAAAGCCUUAGCCCCUGAGUACGCCAAAGCCGCCGAAGCCCUCGAGUCCGACGGCUCGAACAUCAAGUUGGGCAAGGUCGACGCGACCGAGGAGCCUGAGCUGGCCGAAGAAUUCGGCGUUCGUGGCUACCCCACGCUCAAGUUCUUCAGAAACGGAAACCCCUCCGAGUACAGCGGAGGCCGUCAGUCUGCAGACAUUGUUGGCUGGCUGAAGAAGAAGACUGGACCUGCCGCCAAGGAAUUGUCCUCCGUCGCCGACGCAAAGGAGUUUGUUGAGGCCAACAAUGUUGCCGUCAUCGGCUUCUUCAAGGACCAGACAACUGAUGGUGCUAAGGCUUUCCUCGCCGCCGCCUCUGCCAUCGACGACCAUCCAUUCGGAAUCACCAGCGAUGAUUCUGUCUUCUCCGAGUACAAGGUUGAUGGAGAGAAGGUUGUCCUUUUCAAGAAGUUCGACGAUGGCCGUGCUGAUUUUGAGGGUGAGUUUGCCCCCGACGCGCUGACCAAGUUCAUUGCCUCCGAGGCCCUGCCCCUGGUUGUUGAAUUCAACCACGACACUGCUCAGAAGAUUUUCGGUGGAGAGAUUCGGUCGCACCUACUGCUUUUCUUCUCCAAAGAAGCUGGACACUUUGACAAGUACCUGGAAGCAACUCGCAACAUUGCCAAGAAGCACAAGGGAGUGGUCCUGUUUGUCACCAUUGAUUCCGACGACGAUAGCCACCAGAGGAUCCUCGAGUUCUUCGGCAUGAAGAAGGAGGAGGUGCCUGCCAUGAGACUGAUCAAGCUCGAGGAAGACAUGGCCAAGUACAAGCCAGAGUCCGGCGAGCUUUCUGAGGAAAUUAUUGGACAGUUUGUCCAGGACUUCAUUGAUGGAAAGCUCAAGCAACACCUCCUAUCUGAAGACGUCCCUGAAGACUGGGACAAGACCCCUGUCAAGUAUCUCGUUGCCAGCAACUUUGACACCGUUGUUUUCGACACGGAAAAGGAUGUCCUGGUAGAGUUCUAUGCUCCCUGGUGCGGACACUGCAAACAGCUUGCACCAAUCUACGAUCAGUUGGGUGAAAAGUUCAAGGAGAACGAGAAUGUUGUCAUUGCCAAGAUCGAUGCCACAGCCAAUGAACUUGAGCACACCAAGAUCUCCAGCUUCCCCACAAUCAAAUUGUACAAGAAGGGUGAUAACAAGGUGGUCGAUUACAAAGGAGCCAGAACUCUUGAGGCACUCAGUGAUUUCAUUGAAGGAAAAGAGGAAAAGGUUUCAGAGGACGAGGAUGAAAAUGAAGACGAUGAUGCUCCCAGAAAGGACGAAUUGUAAAUUAUAAAAUUGAUUGAUUCGAUCUAUACUUCGGGGGGCCUUACAGGACUAAUUUGAAAAAUUGAGGCUUUUCCGAAUGGUUGUUACUUGAUGCAUUAUAAUUAGGGCCUCUGUUUAUUUCUUUGAUUAAUUUUUGAAAAAAUGAUUAAAAAAUCAGUGCGUGUGUACGAUCAGGACACCUGAAG
This is a messenger RNA of Neocloeon triangulifer, 1791 nucleotides long. RefSeq names its product protein disulfide-isomerase (gene Pdi). Lineage: Eukaryota; Metazoa; Arthropoda; Insecta; Ephemeroptera; Baetidae. Gene Ontology annotation, cellular component: endoplasmic reticulum. Bases 128 to 1606 code for a protein of 492 amino acids. The record is from RefSeq and is a predicted model, not a curated record. The transcript is spliced from 9 exons. Gene Ontology annotation, biological process: response to endoplasmic reticulum stress; protein folding. Gene Ontology annotation, molecular function: protein disulfide isomerase activity.